AUGGGGGAAAAUUCGUUGGAAAAAAAAUCAGGUUGUGGGAUAUUGAAUGCUGUAUUUUGGAAGCGUAAUUUUUGGCUUAGAAAGUCUACUUCUACAGGUUCAUUGCCUAUCAAAGACAAAACAAAUGUUAAAACAGCAAAUUCAAACACAAAAAGACGGCUGGGUGGUUCCAAUGAGGCUUCCUUUUCGGCGAAUCCGCCAAAACCCUGCACGAAACCGUCUCCAAAUCAUCCUAAGCUCCCUGGGGUACAUCAACAAAACCAGGUUCGGAAACCUCCUGAUGAAGCAACCAGAACAACCCCUAACCAGGGAUAUGUCAACCAUGGUAGAAUGGUGCCUAAAGAAGCAGUCAGUAUCUCUGGUGAGCUCGAAAGCAUGAUAGUCGAUCAUCAAAAAACAAAAGGAAACAGCAAUCUUGUUCGAGCGUCAUCGAGUAAUAUGAUGCUUUAUGGCAAUUUAGGCAACUUGAUGAGGCAACCUGGAGGAGGAGGAGGAGGAGGAGGAAACACAAAUUCAUAUAACUUUUUUGACCAACUCCCUAUGACAGCAAGAGAGGCAGCCUCAACGCCUAAUGGGAAAUAUCCGAACAGUGUAAUGGGAAAUGUGGUGAAGAAACCGGUUGAGGAAAAGCGUAUGGAAGAGCAACCAGUUUCUCUAUGCAGAGCUCUUUCUACAAGAAUGGACCCUGAAACGUUGAAAAUUAUGGGCAAUGAAGAUUAUAAGAAUGGCAAUUUUGCGAAAGCCUUGGCUUUGUAUGAAGCGGCCAUCGCCAUUGAUCCAAAUAAGGCUUCAUACCGAAGCAACAAAAGUGCAGCCUUAGCAGCUUUAGGCAGGAUUGUUGAGGCAGUUUUUGAGUGCAGAGAAGCCAUUCGAAUUGAACCUCAUUAUCACAGAGCUCACCAUCGUUUAGCAAACUUAUAUCUCAGAUUAGGGGAAGUGGAAAAGGCAAUAUAUCACUACAAGCAUGCAAGCCUUAAGGCUGACCGUGAUGACAUUGCUAAAGCUAAAACUCUUCAGACACAUUUAAACAAAUGUACUGAAGCUAAAAGGCUACGAGAUUGGAACACCCUGCUCAAAGAAACAGAUUCAACCAUUAAUGCGGGUGCAGAUUCCGCUCCACAGAUAUAUGCAUUGAAAGCUGAGGCCUUGUUGAAGCUCCACAGACACCAAGAGGCCGAUGAGGCAUUAUUGCAAAGUCCAAAUUUCGAUGGUGAUUACUGCAAUAAGUACUUUGGCCCAAUCGGUAACGCGAAUUUGCUAGUUGUUCGAGCUCAGGUGGACAUGGCUGCCGGCAGAUUUGAUGAUGCAUUGGCGGCGAUUCAGCGAGCUGUUAGGCUUGACUCGAACAGUAAAGAAGCAAAUUGUGUAAUGAGGAAAGCUAGAGCAGUGGCAGCAGCUCGAUCAAAUGGCAACGAGCAUUUCAAGGGAUCAAAAUUCUCCGAAGCAUGUGUUGCAUACGGCGAGGGGCUUGAUCAUGACCCACACAACUCCGUCUUGUUGUGCAACCGAGCAGCUUGUCGAUCCAAGCUUGGCCACUUCGAAAAGGCAAUAGAGGACUGCACCCAUGCCCUUAACGUGCGCCCUGGCUACAGCAAGGCUAGACUAAGAAGAGCUGAUUGCAAUUCCAAGUUGGGGAAAUGGGAAGCUUCGAUACAAGACUACAAGAUCUUGCAAAGGCAAACACCCGACAACGAGGAGGUGAAACGGGGCUUGUCCCAUGCUCAAAUGCAACUCAGGAAACAACAUGCUGCAUGGUGA
This is a messenger RNA of Durio zibethinus, 1758 nucleotides long. RefSeq names its product inactive TPR repeat-containing thioredoxin TTL3-like. NCBI's taxonomy places the organism in Eukaryota, Viridiplantae, Streptophyta, Magnoliopsida, Malvales, Malvaceae. Gene Ontology annotation, cellular component: cytoplasm. Gene Ontology annotation, molecular function: protein binding. The record is from RefSeq and is a predicted model, not a curated record.